Messenger RNA from Pseudozyma hubeiensis SY62, 1956 nucleotides. Its product is annotated as probable amidase. The record is from RefSeq and is a predicted model, not a curated record. The transcript has a single exon. Lineage: Eukaryota; Fungi; Basidiomycota; Ustilaginomycetes; Ustilaginales; Ustilaginaceae. The coding region runs from base 1 to 1956 and encodes 651 amino acids.
AUGUCGUCUACCACCAACUACGAAUCGUGUCAAACAUGGCAAGAGAUCGCUGCCGAGCAUCGCAAGAGCCUCCAAUUUCCCGCUGGCACCAUCUCGGAUGAUCCGCAACUCAGCGAAUGGUCACAGAAGGCCAAUUUGGACUAUACGAACCCUUCCAACACUCGGCCCGGUCCAUCACUGUCCACUCUGCUUCAGAAUGAUUCGACACGGCGGAUCUGGAGCUCCGAGCUCGAUGCUGUUCUUGACGGACUCGAUGCAACUGGUAUCGUCGAAUUGACUCGAUCCGGCAAGGCUAAAGUCCAGGACGUCGUGCAACAUUUUUUGAGUCGUGCAUCGAUCGUGCAUCAGGCGACGAACUGUCUUUCUCACUUCUUCGCCGAGGACGCUAUCCGGAGAGCUAAGGAUCUGGACGAUAAGAGAGCUACGUUGGAGGCGGAGGGUAGGCUGGAUGAGCUGGGACAGCUGUUUGGCCUGCCGAUGAGCAUCAAGGGACACAUGUCGUACGGACGACACGGCAGCCAGAGAGGGUUCGUGUUCGAUGUACUGCCAGAUCCCAGCAGCCACCCGCUUGUCCGGCGAAAUCUCGCCACCAAGCAGGUUGAGCUGCUAGCUUCUACUCAGGGCAGAUACGUCAGCGAGAAUCCGGUCGAUUCGAGCAUCGCCAAGUUGCUCCUGGAAAACGACGCGGUGAUCAUCGGCAAGACGACCAUGCCGCAAGGUGUCAUGCAUCUAGACACGACGAACAAUCUUUACGGUCAAACGCUGAAUCCGCAUAACCUGGCGUUGAGCCCAGGCGGAUCGAGUGGAGGGGAGAGUGCGCUUGUUGCGGGAGGGGGUAGUGCAAUGGGUGUGGGGUCGGAUAUUGGAGGAAGCAUUCGUCAGCCGUGCGGUGUGACUGGGUUGUAUGGAAUCAGACCCACAACGCAGCGCUUGCCGUAUGGAGGCGUGCGAUCGACCAUGCCAGGUAAUGAAGGUGUCGGGUCGUCGUUGGGACCUAUGGCGAAGAGUAUGAGGGAUGUAGAGCUGUUCAUGUCGAGUCUGAUGAACGACAGGACGAGGCCGUGGGAGUGGGACCAUACUGUGCUGCCUAUGCCUUGGAGGAAAGUGGACGGUCUGCUGCAUGGUGGUCGAAAUGAGAGUAAGCCGAUCGUCGUCGGAGUCAUGAUGGAGGACGGAGUUGCGAGGCCCACGACACCGGUUCGACGUGCGCUUUCAAAGUGGGUCGACAAACUGAGCGCUUUUGCGGCUCAAUCCGGCACGGAUCUGCCUCGGAUCGAGCUUCGACGUUGGAACCCACGCGAUCUGCACCGACGUGCUUGGGACAUCAUCCGCUCUCUCUACUUCAUGGACUCGGGCAAGAUGUUUGCGCUCCUCUCCAAGGCCACGGGAGAACCACUGCUUCCUCUGACGCAGUUCAUCCUCUCGGAGCCUUAUGUCCGCUCCGCCACUGCCGACCUGGACGCCGACGCUGCCUCCUCUGCCGAUGCACGCAAGCUGGACGAGAUGUCGUACACCGAAUCCUGCGCCAACAUUCGCGCACGCGAAGCGUUCCGGAAGGAGUUCUUGCAGGCAUGGAACGAGCGCGGUCUGGACUGCCUGCUGUGCCCUGUCAUGUGCAGUACAGCUCCCAGACCGGGCACGAUCAAGUAUUGGGGCUACACGAGCGUUUUCAAUCUUGUGGAUUAUCCGGGCGUGGUGUUUCCCUCGGGCUUCAAGGCCGAUGCAGAGGUGGAUGGGGAGUUUGAAGAUGCUGAAGCAGACGGUGGCCAGUUUGGAUAUGCAAGGAGGGACGGCUGGAUGAGCGACUUUGACAAGGAUAACACGGAAGAGUAUGAGCAGCACAGGCAGGUGUUUGAUGGUGCGCCUGUGGGAUUGCAGCUCAUUGGAAGGAGGUACAAGGACGAGGAGCUGGUCAAGUAUGCCGAGCUGCUACAGCACAUUGCUGGCAGCACCUGA